AGAAUCGCAGAGUUCCAGAGCAUUGUCAGUGAACCGCUCAUCAAGCUGCCUGUGUUGAGGGAACUUUGCUUUAACGGAAUCCCCUUCGAAGCAGGCAUCCGGUGUCUCUGUUGGAAGAUCCUGCUCAACUAUCUCCCCACAGACCGGGUAUUAUGGGAUUCUGUGCUGAAGAAACAAAGGGAAACCUACGCCCACUUCCUGAAGGAGAUGAUCAUCCAACCAGGCAUUGCCAAGGCCAACCAUGGCUUGUCCAGGGAAGAUGUUACUUUGGAAGACCAUCCUCUCAAUCCUAAUCCAGAUAGUCGGUGGAACACAUAUUUCAAGGAUAAUGAGGUGCUCCUACAGAUAGACAAGGAUGUCCGGAGACUGUGUCCUGACUUCUCAUUUUUCCUGAACCCCACGGAUUACCCCUGUCAGCUAAUCAUGGAUCCCGAGAAUGAAUACGAGACCCUGAGAAAACGUGUGGAACAGACAACGCUCAAGUCUCAGACAGUGGCAAGGAACAGGAGCGGCCUUACUAAUGUGAGUUCUCCUAUGAAGACAUCAGCUUCUCAUUCCCUGAGUGACUUGGAGCCGCUGCCCAGUGGCUGUGAGGCCCAUUGGGAGGUGGUAGAACGAAUCCUUUUCAUCUAUGCCAAGCUGAACCCCGGUAUCGCCUAUGUGCAAGGAAUGAAUGAGAUAGUUGGGCCAAUCUAUUACACAUUUGCCACCAACCCCAAUAGCACAUGGAAAGAACAUGCAGAAGCAGAUACCUUCUUUUGCUUCACUAACCUAAUGGCAGAAAUCCGGGACAACUUCAUCAAAAGCCUGGAUGACUCUCAGUGUGGAAUAACCGCUAAGAUGGAGCGAGUGUACUCAAUGCUAAAGGAAGAAGAUGAGGAGUUGUAUCUCAAGCUGCAAGAACAGAACAUCAAGCCACAGUUCUUUGCCUUCCGCUGGCUGACAUUGCUGCUUUCACAGGAGUUUGUGCUUCCUGAUGUCAUCCGUAUCUGGGAUUCUCUAUUUGCUGAUGAGAACAGAUUUGACUUCCUUCUGAAAGUUUCCUGUGCCAUGCUUAUAUUGAUCCGUGAUCAGUUAUUAGAGGGAGACUUUACAGUGAACAUGAGGCUACUCCAGGAUUACCCCCUGUCUGAUGGAGAUGUGCUGCCCAUCUUGAAAAAAGCCAAGGAGCUUCAGGAUUCCAAAUGA
This is a messenger RNA of Staurois parvus, 1188 nucleotides long. NCBI's taxonomy places the organism in Eukaryota, Metazoa, Chordata, Amphibia, Anura, Ranidae. The record is from the annotation of a GenBank genome assembly.